Molecule: messenger RNA, 1134 nt
Organism: Leishmania braziliensis MHOM/BR/75/M2904
Lineage: Eukaryota; Euglenozoa; Kinetoplastea; Trypanosomatida; Trypanosomatidae
Exons: 1
Coding region: 1-1134 (377 amino acids)
Source: RefSeq, a predicted model, not a curated record
AUGAGCAGUGGCACCACGCGACCAGAGGCGGCGAUGGCACCUGUGUCGGUGCAACUUACACCGAUCGUGCCGAUCCGGGUGUUUGACGCGCAUGGCGAAUACUUUGACACAGAGAUGGACAUCGAUGCGCCGCUGCGCUCGUUGCAGCUUGCGAUCGAGGAUUACUUCAAGGUGAAGCCGGAAGUGCAGCUGCUCCUACACAACCGGCAGCAAGUCUACGCAGACCGUUCGCUGCGUGACAACGGGUGUCUGUUACUGAAAGGAGAUCCCUACGUAAGACUUGUGUGCCUCUUGAAGCGCGGCCCAGUACUGAACCUGCAGUGCGAGGUGGGGCCUGUCACCUACGUAGUCGCCUGUCACGAGACGGCGACGGUGUGGGAGGUAAAGAAGAUGCUGUGCGAGGAGAUGGAGCGGCAGCAGCGACGCGCAGCGCCCGCUGACGUGGCGUCGCGCCGGCUGACGUGCGGGCCAGAGCGGCUGCGUCUGCUGUGGCGAUACAUGGAGCUCAAUGACAAGGCCACCUUGCACUACUACCGCAUCUUCACGAACGCGGUGCUGCACGUGAUGCACCGCCGGCGAGCCUCGGCGCCGUCCGCCGCGGCCACCUUGAGUCCGUCAAGCCCCGUCUCGCUGCCCAACCGCACCGUUAUAGCGCAACAGCCAUCCACAAAAGCGCGGUGGCAGCGACCCCACGCAGCGCUUGCGUCGCCCAGCAGCGCUGCCUACGUACCUGAAGUACAGGCGGCUCACAGCCCUGCAGAGGGGUGCAACGAUGUUUUUGACGCUGCCGCAAGACCUUGCCGGGCGUUACCGAUGGUGUCGGCGUACACGCCGCCGCCGCCGCUGGCCACGUGCGCCGGGUCCGCGCUGGGCGCGGCCCAUCAGCAGCACCACGACCCCCUCACGAGCUCCGAGGUGGUGACCUUGUCGCUUGCUGUGCGCUCGCUCGAGGCCCAGCUGCAGGCUCUGCAGCUGGAGCAGCAGCAGGUGGAGCAGUACCAGCACUCCCUCACCGCCUACCAGCGCGGCAGCCUCGCCGACGCCCAGCAGCGCAUCCUGGAGUUGGAGGAGACGGUGAAGCGCUUCCACGCGCUUCUGCAACGCGCCGUAGCGCUCAUUCCUGCAGCGGCGUGA